Molecule: messenger RNA, 1625 nt
Organism: Limulus polyphemus (Atlantic horseshoe crab)
Lineage: Eukaryota; Metazoa; Arthropoda; Merostomata; Xiphosura; Limulidae
Exons: 5
Coding region: 96-845 (249 amino acids)
Source: RefSeq, a predicted model, not a curated record
GGAGAGUUUAAAGCCUUAACUGCUGCUGCUCUAGAUUUAAAGUACUAAUUGUCGAAGAUUGAAACAGAUCAACGAAAAGAUAACUCAGUCUCAUCAUGGUCGUAUGUUUUGGCUGUCGAUGGAUGCAUAUCUUUAUUUAUCUUGUGAUUGGUGGCCUGGUUGUGACGCAGUCUAGAGAGACUCAGUCGGACAAUGGUCAAGGUAUAUUAUUUGAUUCAAGCAGCGACAGCCUUUAUUCAACUAUAUACACUCUCGAACCCUUUCAUCGUAUUUUGAGACAUCUACGUCCGGGCUACGGAGUAGAUAUGUCAUCGUUUCUGUACAGAUUUCCUGGAAAUGGCGUCAAGAGAGAAAACCUUAAAAAAUUAUCAAAUCGUGACUUUGUGAUGGGAUCUGAAUUUUUAGGUAAAAGAUCAAUUUCUAAUGAAGCCAACAAUGUAAUGGAUUCCGAAGUUGUAGACAAAAAGAUGGGUUCCGAAUUUGUAGACAAAAAGAUGGGUUCCGAAUUUCUGGGUAAGCGAAUGGGUUCCGAAUUUCUGGGUAAACGUUUGGAUGACAUAGAAGAUAAGAUUAGAAAUUACUUGUUUCCAAAACGUCAAAACAAGCGGAUAGGAUCAGAAUUCCUGGGCAAACGUUUGGACAUUUUUGAGAAUGAUACUACUGGCUUAGGCUUAACGUCCGAUCAUCAAAGCCAGCGUGGAGGACAGGAAUUAUUGGGCAAGAGAAUGGGCUCUAACUUUUUGGGCAAAAGGAUGGGAUCGGAAUUUCUUGGCAGAAGAAAGCGAGAAAUACAUCAAAAGAUGUCAAGUCCAAAAUCAACGCCAGAGGACUCUGUACCAAUAUAGGUUUUACUCCUCCGUCUCCGCUUCGAAUGAAACCAAGAUCCUCUCCAAUUUACAAAUCCAAGUGAACUUUUGUCCUACAGCUAAUCCCAAAUACUACUGAAAAAAAAAGAUCGUUUUCAACACGGCGAAGUUCCCAGAAGAGUCAAGGAAGAUAAUAUCCAGUUUUUUGUGAGGCCCCGAAAAUGGAUACUUAUUUUUCUUGAGGCUCUGAAAAAAUAACACAUAUUUUUUUAUUUACUAUUUAAAUAUUUAAAGGUGCAGGAAGCAGAAAUACUACUAAAUUUGCAAAUAAAACUCCGAGUUGUUGUUUUUUUGUUCUUUCAUUGAUUAAUACGAAAAAAAAAACAAUUAAAGUUAGUCCAUAAAUGUUAUAUAGCAAAAUUAUAACAUAAAUAAAAGUAAUCUUUUGAAUUACCAUAACAUUUUUUUGAACAAGAAAUUUCAUGGGUUAACGACAAGUCCAUACGUGUUCCAGAAAACGUCUGAAGAGCUUUGAAUUAAAUAUGAUUUUUAUUGUUUUGUUUUGGAUUUGUUAAAUCAGAUUAAGGAUCAACUUUCAGUCAAAAAUGAGGAGUGAAUUUCUUUGUGCGUAUUGAAUUUCCUUUAUAAAUGUUUGUAAUAAAUCUUCCUUUCAAGAUGUGAUUCAACAUAGUAAAAAAAGUAACACCUUUGGCACGUUUUCAGUUUGCAAGAACUGGUGUGUACGUAAAGUGCUCCAAACUGAACAAAAAAAAACUUGUUUCGCUUUAAAAAUAUGUAGAAAUAAAAGUAGUUUUCAAA